AGUGCAACAUGUACAUUUAUUAUUCUAUAUAUCCUGUGUGUGUCUCAGGUCUGCAAAGUGGGGUUUAAUUUAUUGUACGAUUGAAUGUAACGUCUCUGUAGUAGGACCAAGCCUCUGUCACACAACUUACAUCAGCUCUAACUGCAAAGCUUUGCAUAUUUCCUGUUCCCCUUCUUUAACAACCCGUGAAUGUGACUGCAAUCAGCACUUCAUAUUAUUAAAAGUGUGUAUUAGCAUAGCGAAUUACAGAGCUGCUGAGAAGAGCUGCAGGUCUUUGCUUCCUUUUAAAGCAAACAAUCAGAGCGUUGCAGGCUGGUAUUUUUGCACCAUAGCUGGUCCUGUUUGCUUGGCAGUGCUGGACAAUACAGCCUGACAGCAUACAAUGGAUCAACACCUGCUUCCUCAGUAGACAAUUGAUGGGUUUGCUUGCUGAAGUGGGAUAUUUCAGGUACUGCUUAGCCACAUAGAGCCACUGAAAAUAUAACAUUAAACCUAAACAUCCUUUCUGUCAAAGUAUUGUGAGCACAUGCAUCUAUUUUGGUGUAUUUAUGCAGCUGAAAUGUAAAGUUUUAGCAGGAAUCCACUGUUCCUCUUCACACUUUUUAAUCUCAUAAAGAUGUGUUUUCUCCUCUUGUACAAAGAAAUCAGUCAAUUUUUUAAAAGUCCCUAUUUGUAAUGCAUUCCUUGGAGGCCUUUUCCUGUUUUAGUUACAGUUACAGCUUCCUUGUGCACCUCGGCAUCCUGGAGGUCAAACAUGACCAGCAGUACCAGUGGGGAGUGAUUCCUUAUCAUUGACCUCAGGGUAGCCUAAUUUGAGUUUAGCAAUGCAGAGAGACCCUGCUUUGAGGAACUCUGCUGGCAAUUUUAAGUAGCUGCCUAUUACAUAAUAUGGUCGUUGUUUGUUUGUGUGUUUGUCACUAAAUGUUCAUUUACCCCAACCACAGGUCUUGUGAUUGCCACAAAGCAAAUUCCAGGAAUUCUUGCUUUUAUUCUUCAGUAUUGGCUUGCAAUUUAAUGUCAUGUUUUUAAAAGAGACCUUAAGGGAUUAAAUAAGAAGUUUUCCUUCUGCAAAAUGCUUAUGAGUCAUAUGAAAUCAGAUGUCAGUGGUUAAUUUUAAGAAUGAAAAGUAGAAGUUGUGACGGCUGUUUUCUACCAGCUCAUCUCCGGUCCACUCACGCAGUUUGUGAGUCACCAGUGGGAAGUGCUGGGCUGGGCUGUGUUUUCUGCACUGACAUCUGUGCCGCGGACACUUGUGGUUGCAUCUGUGCAUGAGCAAGUCUUUUAUCCUGGGCUGUUUUUAAUAGUCUGAACAGGAACAACAAUGAUUUUUUAAUUGUUGCUGACAUUGGUAACAGGAAGUUUGGGCUUCUGAAGAGCACAACAAAAACCCGUGUGGACUUCCUGUUGCUUUAUUUUCUGUCAUUCGUCUGUGGAUGUUGGGAUUUUUCUUUUAGAUGAUGGAGCAGAGCUCAUGCACUGAGGAUCGCAUCCAGCAUGUCCUUGAACGCUGCCUUUGCCACCUGAGUCUCGACACUCCUGACAAACAGCUCUGGAACGCUGGCCUGUGCAUAAGCCGCUGGUGUUUGGAGGAACUUGUGAAGAGAGAUCCUCAUAACUUCCUCAUCCUUCUACAGAAAAUACUGAGGAAAACAAAGGAGGUGCAGGAGCAGUGUCAGUAUGAGCUGGUGGUUCCUCUCACACUCUUGUUCUCCUCAGCUCUUCUUAGAAUUCCAUUAGCUCCAGACUACGGUGUGCUGCAGGAGGCCUGUCUGUUGUUCCAAAGGUUUCUGGCCUGGCCUGAACCCUGCAGUUCUGCCUGCAAACGCCUGCUAAAGAUCAUCCAGCAGGAGCUCCGAGCACCAGGCAUUUCAUUUCAGCGUCUUGUGAGGACAGAGCAAGCGGUCUCCCAUGACAUCCACUGCUCUAAAACCAUAAUGGUACUGAUGUUGAACCCUGAUGAUGAAGUCCCUCCAGAAGUCCAGUCAGCUUCUAUGCAGCUGAGUACCACCCAUCACUCCAGCAGAGACAUCACAACCACUCUGAUCCUGCACAGCUUUCAGGCUGCUCUGGGCCCCAAACAUGACCUGAAGGCACUCCAAACCUCCCUACAGAGGCAGCAGCCUGAGCAGCUGCAGCAUCUCCUGGAGGUGAUAACUGACAGCAUGGAGACAGCAGCCACAGCAGUAGAUCACAGGACGGCUAGAGAGGCUCUUAUUCACAAAAUGGAGAUGCUCAGAGAAAGCCUCACCACUCCUGCUGAUGUCUGCCCAGAUACUGGAACAGUUGAGAUGUUCAAGUUGCCUAUUCCCAAAUGCCACACGUGCUCAUGGGACAAUGAUAACUUUGAUGUUCUGAAAGACAUUCUUGCAGUUGAUUCUGACCUGGAUUCUCUGUCAGAGUGUUUCCUCAAAUCGGGAAUAGAUGAGGAGGAUUGCAUUGACAUCAGUGUGGAUGAGGAAGAUGAGCUGGACUCAAACAAAGUGGAUCACGAGUCUCAAAACCACCGUAUCUCCACUGUAUCUUCUUCCUCGAGGGACUCUGCAUUUUCCAACUACUCUCUUUCCUCCAGCUGGUCGGUGCCCUCCAGCUCAUCGGGUGUGGAAAGUGACCUCAGUGAGGACACUGCACAUGAGGACAUGGAGGAGUUGCAAGAAACCCAACCAAAGGCUAGAAGGAAACCCAAGAAGAAGUCCAAGUCGCUCUUGGGUAUUGAGCGUUUCUCCAUGCUUUUCAAGACUCCCCGUAGUCCUAGCACCUGCCGCAGAGCCCAGAGCAUGGGUUACCAUGGUGACAUCAGCAAAGACUUACAGCUCAAACACUCCAGGUCCGUGUCAAGGCAGGUCCAUCCUCUGAAUGAGUCCACUAUUCCCACAGACCCCUUCACCCCCCAGAAGCACAUGUGCGUCCGUAGGAGGCCGAUCCUGAGCUGCGAUGAGGGAAACGUGGCGGAAGUGCCGACCCUGGUGAAAGUGGUGGUCUUUGGAGGUGACAGAGAGGCUGGUCGGCUGGCCAGAGCGUACAGUGACCUGCAGCAGAAGGAGAGUCAGUGUCCACAACUCACCAGAAUGUGCAAACUCCAAUUUUACUUUGUUCCCAUCAAAAAGAGAACAGGAAGUCCAUCAGGAGGGGGCAACACACCAACAGAAGGGCAGGCAGGAAGUUUAACCAAAGCUGUUGCUUCUAUGGAGUCAAACGGUGCUUUAGUGGAGGACAGCACAACAGAUAUAGCCCAGAUGUUGGGCUUGAUGGAUCCCUGGUAUGAACGCAAUGUCCUCAGUCUGCUCAGCUUGUCCUCUGAUGUCCUCUGUCAGGCCGCAUCGAAGGACGAGGACGUCUCAGCAACCUCAGGCAGCACAGAGCAGCUUCCCCUGCUGGCCGAGUUGGUGCUUUAUUACUGCAGAAACGCAGACCAGCCAGUUCUGGUGCAGCUCUACCAGGCUGAGCUGACCCUGUCUGGGGGAAAGAGGAGAAAGGAGGUGUUUAUUCACUCCUUGGAGCUCGGACACACAGCUGGGACCAGGGCUGUUAAAGCCAUGGGGGCUGCCAGCAAACGGUUUGGAAUUGAUGGAGACCGAGAAGCUGUGCCUUUAACACUGAGUGUUGCAUACAACAAGGUGGCUGUGAGUGGGCGGGGUCAGUGGGUUCAGACGGAGAUGGUCUGCACAUCGAUUAACCUUUACAAAACAUGCAGGAAGCCCGAGCAGCUCGAUUCAAAAGAGAGUCUGCAGCUGACAAUGACAGAAGUGCUGAAGAGACAGUCCUCCAAGUCCAAAAAGGGCUACAACCAGCAAAUCUCCAUAUCAGAGGUGAAGGUGGAUAAAGUGCAGGUGAUCGGUGGAGAAGAUGGAACAACUUUUGCAGUUUGUCUGGAUCAGGAUGAAAAGAAGUUCAUCCAAAGUGUCACCAGGUGUGAAGUGUCUCUAUGCUCCAAACCAGGAAGCAGUUUAGACUGGAAGACUUACAAGCCAUUACCAGGCCAAAUCCAGCCUCUGCACCCCACCUACUGCUCUCUGCUCUGCCUCCCUAUUACCUCUUUCUCUGCUUCAUAUCCAUGACAGACUGACUGAAGCUGCAGGAUGUGGAUGAAUGCAGGAUUUUCUUUGGAGGUCUCCUUUUUGUUGGAUUCACAUCGAUAGUAGAAAACUGACUACUUGAGUUUUAUAUUGUACAUUUUAGAUCCAUGACAUAGUAGAAAUAUAUGUGUAAACUAUUUAUUUUUGAUGAUUUGAUAAAAAGAAUGUGAUAGUUUUGAACUUACUGUGUUUCAUGUGUUAUUUGUCCCACAACCAAAAUAAAGCCAAG
Melanotaenia boesemani (Boeseman's rainbowfish) is the source of this 4302-nucleotide messenger RNA. Its product is annotated as phosphoinositide 3-kinase regulatory subunit 5-like. The transcript is spliced from 18 exons. Gene Ontology annotation, cellular component: phosphatidylinositol 3-kinase complex, class IB. The record is from RefSeq and is a predicted model, not a curated record. The coding region runs from base 1455 to 4055 and encodes 866 amino acids. Lineage: Eukaryota; Metazoa; Chordata; Actinopteri; Atheriniformes; Melanotaeniidae. Gene Ontology annotation, molecular function: 1-phosphatidylinositol-3-kinase regulator activity. Gene Ontology annotation, biological process: positive regulation of MAP kinase activity; G protein-coupled receptor signaling pathway.